GCUAUUUCAUACUAUUAUCUUGAAUUCUUCUUUUACCCAAGAAUAGAUCUGCUUUCUCUCUCUUCUUUUUCUCACUAUUAUUACUACUACAAGUAGUCACCUCAAAAGGGGUGACACCAAAGACCUCAAGCUAUUUUCUCAUAUUUUUGUUUCUCUACUUUGGUAUGUAUUCUGAAAUAAAGCUAACUUCUUUCAAGAACGCAACAAAGAAAUGGCAAAUUGAGGAAUGAAAAGAAGAUGGGGAGGAAAGGAAGCUGGUUUUCUUCUGUAAAGAAGGCUCUGAGCCCUGAUCCCAAGGAAAAGGCAGACAAGAAAGCAAGUAAAUCCAAGAAGAAAUGGUUCGGGAAAGAAAAGCAGACGCUCCCCAAUUCUUCGACUGUGGUGACCGCCACAGUGUCGCCUCCUCGUCCUGCCCCUCCUGUGGAAGAGGUCAAAUUUGAUGAAGUGGAAGAGGAGCAGACAAAACAUGCUUAUUCGGUCGCAGUUGCCACAGCUGCUGCUGCUGAAGCUGCUGUUGCAGCUGCCCACGCUGCUGCAGAGGUUGUUCGAUUAACUACAGUGAACCAAUUCGCUGGCAAAUCAAAUGAGGAAGUAGCUGCAAUCCGAGUUCAGACUGCCUUCCGAGGUUAUCUGGCGAGGAGGGCAUUGAAGGCCUUAAGGGGACUCGUCAGACUCAAAUCACUCGUUGAUGGAGCUACUGCCAAACGACAAACUGCAAAUGCUCUCAAAUGCAUGCAGGCUUCAUCUCGUGUUCAAUCUCAGAUUAGUUCUAGAAGGAUCAGGAUGUUGGAGGAGAACCGAGCUCUCCAGAGGCAGCUUAUGCAGAAGCAUGCGAAAGAACUCGAGAGUUUGAGGAGAGGAGAGGAAUGGGAUGAUAGUCUACAAUCACAGGAGCAGGUUGAAGCUAGCUUGCUCAGCAAAUAUGAAGCUGCAAUUAGACGAGAAAGAGCGCUUGCAUAUUCAUAUUCUCAUCAGCAAACCUGGAAGAAAUCGUCAAGAUCUGCCAAUUUGUUAUUCAUGGAUCCAACGAAUCCUCAGUGGGGUUGGAGCUGGUUAGAGCGGUGGACGGGUGCUAGGCCUUGGGAAACUCAAAGCUUAUCUGAGAAAGAACGUAAAAAUGAUCAGAUGUCUGUUAGAAGCAUGAGCAUUACUGGAGGAGAAAUUGCCAAGGUGUUUGCCCGUCAUCAGCUGAAUUCUGAACUCCCUUCAUCACCUACUACUCCUUCGAAGCCAAGCACUUCAGUAACAGCGAGAAAGCUGAAAUCAGCAAGCCCAAGAGUUAGUGCAAUAAACCAAGAUGAUGAUGAUGCUCGAAGCAUGUUUAGCGUGCAAUCAGAACGGAACAGGAGGCAUAGCAUUGCAGGGUCAUCCAUACGAGAUGACGAGAGCUUGGCGAGCUCUCCCUCAGUCCCAAGUUACAUGGCCUCUACGAAGUCUGCAAAAGCAAAAACACGGUUGCAGAGUCCUUUAGGCGUAGAGAACGGAACACCAGAAAAGGGAUUGGCAGGGCCUGUGAAGAAGCGGCUCUCUUAUCCACCUUCACCUGCCCGGGCAAGGCGGCAUUCAGGCCCACCAAAGAUUGACAACACCUCAUUGAACACCUCCAUUGCUGAGGAUAAUGUGUAUGUUGUCGUCAACUAAUAAGCGACCCUACCAACACCCUUCUGGCUUAUUAUAGGUAUGCAUUAAAAUGCCAUUCAUUGUGCAGCCUCAACUGCACCAUAAAAUUCUUAUUAAUUCAUUGCUGUACGGGCUUGCCCUGGAUGGUUCUUGCUUUUCAUUUUACUUUCUCCCACGGUUGUUGAUGAACAGAGAAAUGCAUAGUUGUGAAUCAUUUUAGACAAGAUUUCCUUGAUUGUGAUUACAUAUAAUUGUUUCUUUUUAUUUAUGUACCCUAAUAGUGAAAGAAACAAAAAUAUUACUAUUUCUUUGUUGACUCAA
Messenger RNA from Nicotiana attenuata, 1941 nucleotides. Its product is annotated as protein IQ-DOMAIN 1-like. Gene Ontology annotation, molecular function: protein binding. Bases 238 to 1641 code for a protein of 467 amino acids. The record is from RefSeq and is a predicted model, not a curated record. Lineage: Eukaryota; Viridiplantae; Streptophyta; Magnoliopsida; Solanales; Solanaceae. The transcript is spliced from 6 exons.